GUCGCCCCGCUCUCCACCUCAACGACCAAGCAGCGAGUGUGAUCGCAUCGCACAGCCUCUGUCAGAGCCAGGCCGUCUAUCCAAGCUGGACUGUUUACAUUGCAGCCUCGUUGAUCGAGUCGUGCUUCCCACAGCGAACGAACGAACCAACACCGUGCCUGCCAAGCAACCCAUAACGUCCACAUGCGGCCAUCCAAGUAUGCCGAGCGAGCCAUCCACCCAUGCGAGACGGCAGCCAACGACCUGAACAUCCUCGGCGACCUCCCGGCGGCAGUCCUGGACAAGGCCCGGGAAUUCUACUCGCUGGCCGCGGCUAAGCGCCUGCCAAGCCAACUCCAGCCCGCAGCUGCGACUUCAAUCCCGAUCAUCUGUCUGCAGCUGGCAUGCGAGAGCCUGCGAUUUCCGUUCUCACAGACCGCAGCGAUUCAACGAUCGACCAUCCGCUCGCAACUCUACGCAGACACAAUCAAGGUUGCUCGAUCUCUGCUUGCUCCAAGAGACACUUUGACGGCAAACGGCUCCGUCCCCGGCUCCGUCCCCGGCUCCGCCAGCACAGGCGCCACCGUUCAUGUUGUCAAGGAGCUCCUCGAGCGCCUGGCCAUCCAAUACGACUCAGCGUUCAUCCUCGACGAGGUCUAUGCCGUCCACAAGCGCUUCAUGGACGCAUAUCUGCCCUCCAUUCCUCUCAACCGGCGCCAAUACAUCAAACAGAACGAGGGCGCUGACUAUUACAUCUCGAUCUUCUAUUGGAUCUGCAAGCUUCUCGGCAAACCGCCGUCAAAGUUUGCCCAAGCGGCCGAGAUGCAGACCAAGACCAUCAACACCAUAUGCAAGCUCCUGGACGAAUUCUGCAGCGAGGACACCAAGCGCUUCCAGACCAUGAAAAAGACAGGCGUGGCAAAGUCGACUCCGCGCAAGAGGCGUCGGGCGGACCCAUCCGAAGCUCCUGUGCCGGACGAGGCUGAGGAGGCUGAGGAGGCUGAGGAGGCUGAGGAGGCUGAGGAGGCUGAGGAGGCAUCUGAAGAGUCCUCCGAGAACCGCGUACGAGCCACCCGAGCCUCGGCUCGUAACAAACGCAAGCUCGUGGAGCAAGAAUCGGGACAAGGCACAGAGCCAGCCAGGAGCCAACUGGAUCGUGCAACAGCAGUGAAGGGCACCCUGUCGUCCGAUCGACAAAACGCUGCAUCGAACAAACCGAAUGGGGCAAGGCCGUCGGCGUAUGGGCCGAAGCACGGAAUCAACAGCAUGAUUGCCCGAGCCCCGCUGAGGAGCACACAAAAGUACGCCGAGUUCCUCAGAUGGCGAGCGUCCAUACUCGAAACCAUCAUGCAGCGGCAGGCACGAGAAGACUCGAUAGAUUUGAUCUAGACUCCGCAGAUCUAUAUAUCAGGGGAUAGUUAUAUCCUUGUUCCACCCAACCCACCUCCGACCAAUUCCUCGACGCAA
Messenger RNA from Polychytrium aggregatum, 1446 nucleotides. RefSeq lists its product as uncharacterized. The transcript is spliced from 4 exons. Lineage: Eukaryota; Fungi; Chytridiomycota; Chytridiomycetes; Polychytriales. Bases 184 to 1368 code for a protein of 394 amino acids. The record is from RefSeq and is a predicted model, not a curated record.